AAAGGGCUUUACAUUGCUCCCCAAAAAGUAAAAGGGAUCCCAAACAAGUAGAACAGGAAAGAAUCCCGAGACCUGGUAGAACCCGUUUUCCGAUUUCGAACUCUAACUGUAAAUGAGCAGAUAAUAUAGCAAAAAAAAAAAGGGAGAAACCAGGAAGUUGUCAAAGGAUCGAAAAAAAGAAACAAACUUAACUUUUUUUAGGCGCCUUGGAUGGACAAUGUAACCAGUUUUGGGGAAGGGAAAAAUAAUGCACUUAAGGCCCCAGCUUCUCUCUCGAUUAUCAUAAUCAUUAUCUAUAUACAACAAAAUGAUCAUUAAACCAUUGCGAUCUCCUUAUUUCUGCCUUCUCUUGUCGCUUGGACUUUGAACCGCGUCGGCGAUUAAAGAAGAUGUGUAUAAAAAACAACACUUUUACAUCGUUCGGUUUCAGUUUUCGGCAUCGAGCUGUAAAAAAUAAAAAAAAAACCCAACGGUCAUAUGAAUAAAUGAAUAAACGAGCGAAAAAGGCGAAGUGCCGAAACAAAACAAAACGAAACAACGCAUUUUUUAACCUGUUUUCCAAGUGUUUUAAGUUCGUUUUACAAACGUUUUCUAUGCGUUUUAAAAUUUGAUAAACGUUGGGCGGGACUUUUUCAUAAAACGAAUUUCGUUAGAGCUACUUAAAAGUGUUUCCAGUUAUUGGUAUCGCUUUUUUCCCGCGUAGUAUACAUACGCUAUAAUAAGUUUUCUUUCUUUCCAUUCGAAAAUCUGGCAGAUAAAUACAAAUCUUUAACUGCUGAAAAUAUAUAACAGCAAACAAAAGCAACAACAAACAAAUGUACAAAGAAAAUCCAAAAUUUUAAAAAACUAAAUUAAAAAAAAAACCAUUUAAUGUGCCAACCAUAGUUACUAAAAAAUCAACUACAAAAAACACUAUUAGUCAAAACAAAAACAACAAAAUCGAUGCCUGUAAACAUAAUUAUAAAAUACAAUAAAAGCACUUAUCCCAAAAAGAGAACGAGAAACUCUAGGAGAGAGUAGAAAGAGUGAAAAAAAACACUGAGAGAACUACAAUUAAUUGCAUUAAAUAGCCAUAAAAGUAACUUAAUCGAAAGUCCAGUGCAAAACCAAAAUCAAAAUGCGCUUCACCUACAAUCAGUAUAAACAUUACGAGUCCGGUUAUCGGAUUCCAUCCAAAAUGCAUAAUUUGAACCAUCAUAAUAACAAUAAUAAUAAUUCUGGGGGUGGCAACAACAACAACAAUAUGAAUAACAACAGCCAUCAUUAUGCCCACCACAACAACAACAAUAAUGGCGGAAACAACAACACAAAUUUCCAAGCCUAUCAGCAUCAUUACAAAAGCAAUUUCGGCAUGAGGAUGACCAUGUCCACCAAUUCCACAAUGAGUGCGCGAAUACAUCGGAAGGGAUUUCGCAUACCUUCGAAAAGACAGCCGGGUAAAGGAUUGCCCGGUAAGCUGCAUACCAUCUCCAGGACGGGUCCUGGAAAGAUCGUUCCCGGGAAGCGAAUACCACAGCGACCCCAUCCGCCGCCCUGUGACAAUUCGAACGACAGUGGCCUGGGAUUCGAUCAGCACACGGAGAUGAGGUCCUCGGGAGGAGGAGGAGCGGGGGGAUCGGCUGAUCCGGCGGCCAACGGCAGCAACUCCGGCCAGCGGUCCAGUAUGCUGGUCAAUAGUGCUCUUACCAACACAGUGGCUGCUGCAGCAGCCGCAGCAGCUGCUGCAGUGGCUAGCAGCACGUUGCAGCAGCAUCAACAGCACCACCAGCAGCAACAGCAGCAGCAACAACAGCAGCAGCAACAGCAACAACAGCAGCAGCAACAACAGCAGCAGCAACAACAACAACAGCAGCAACAUUCACCGCAGCAGCAUUUAAUACGAGCGAUACCUGUAUCAAGAUCGCGGCACGCCAUGAGCCACUAUCUGGAGGAUCUGGAUCUGAUAUCGGCGUCCUCCUCCGAGGACUCGGCCACCUCGACGCCGACCAGUUUGGACGAGGACACGGGCUUUGUGAAUGACAGCAGUUUGACGACAGCCGGUGGAAAUAGCAACUCGGAUCCAUUUGGUGGGGUUUUCCAUGCCACCGAAGCAGCCGUGGCAGCAGCCGUAAAUGCAUUCACCCUGCAACAGCAGCAGCAACAGGCGCAACAGCAGCAUCAGGUGCAGCAGCAACAUCAACAGACCCAGCAGCAACAGUUUCAGUACAAUGGAUUGCUGUUGCAGCAACAGCAACAGCAACAGCAGCAACACUACAAUCAUCAUCGUCAUGGCAAGCACAUCAAACGCAAGAAGCUCGAAUGCAAUCAGGUGGAACUGGACAACGAUGAUGCCUGCAGCGAGGAUGAGUUCAUACGUAAGAUUGCCAGUUCUGUGGGUGUCGCAUCCACUGUGGAUGCCACGCCCCCUCCUGUCGCCGCCCCUGCGGCUGCCAUGCCCACUGUCAGCCUCCUGCCGCGCAUCAGCAGCAGCAACAGCAACAACAACAGCAACAACAACGAGACAAAAUUCAUCUCGGCCAGGACUGUUACCCGGGUAGCCAACAAACGCCAGCCCACCACCCCGCUGAACAGUAUCGCCAGCUCCAACGAUGGCCAGGUGCAGCUGGAGAUCGUCUCGCAGCCGGAGCAGCAGCAUCGGGCUCGCUACCAGACGGAGGGCAGUCGCGGAGCCGUCAAGGAUCGCAGUGGCAACGGAUUCCCCAUCGUCCGACUGGCCGGCUACGACAAGGGCGCCGUACUCCAGGUCUUCAUCGGCACGGACAUUGGCCGCGUGGCGCCGCACAUGUUCUACCAGGCCUGCAAGGUCGCCGGCAAAAACUCGACGCAGUGCAAUGAGAAGAAGGUCGACGGGACCAUGGUCAUCGAGAUCGAUUUCAAGCCCGAAACCGACAUGACCAUCACCUGCGAUUGCGUUGGCAUCUUGAAGGAACGCAAUGUGGAUGUGGAGCACCGCUUUCCGGAGCACCUCGCGCAAAAGAACAAGAAGAAGUCCACCCGCUGCCGAAUGGUGUUCCGCACCCAGCUGACCCGCGACGAUGGCACCACCGAGACCCUCCAGGUCUGCUCGAAUCCCAUCAUCUGCACUCAACCACCUGGUGUUCCAGAGAUAUGCAAGAAAUCAUUGAACUCGUGCCCGGUCGAUGGCGGCCUCGAGCUAUUCAUCAUCGGCAAGAACUUCCUGAAGGACACGCAUGUAGUUUUCCAGGAGACCUACGACAGCGUCAAUGGCGACGAUCCGGCCACCGAGAUUGCGGUGCGUCAGCAGCUCAUCGGCGGAACCGCCGCCCUCUGGGAACAGAGCGUUCUGCCGGACAAGGAGUAUCUCCACCAGACCCAUCUGAUUUGCACGGUGCCGCCGUAUCUGCACCAGAAUGUCCUGAAGCCGGUCCAGGUGCAGGUGUCGAUCGUCUCGAGCGGCAAGAAGAGCGAACCACACACGUUCACCUACACGCCCAAGGGACAAUACACGACGCUGGCGGCGGCCAGCACGUUAAGUAACACAAUCCACGCCCAAGAUGUGAGCGGUUUCAUGGACACCACAGCAGCGUCCAGCGCGAGUGGCUCCAGUGGCUGGAGUGGGGCCAGCGGUGGCGGUAAUCCGGGCGCAGGUCCCGGCGAGAAUGUGGAGGCGAAGCACGAGAUCGAUUCGGGCAUGAUGCCGCCGCCGAUCACCACCCAGAUACCGAUGGGCGUUCGUCGCUCCUCGCUGCCCAGUGUCACACCGAUGAUUACGGACCAGCAGAUGGUCCAUCUCAGCGCGGUGGCCGCCAGUGCGGAGGCCCUGAAGACCGAGCUCCUGGACGACAGCAACUCGCACAGUCCCCUGACCGGCGAGUCCACACCGGACAGCCCGAAUGCCGCCAUGCAGUAUCAUCGCUUUGCGCGGAAACCCAGCCUGGACACCAUCAUGUACGAUCAGUCCAACAGUCUGCCCGGUUUCCCGGCCGUUGUGGCUCCGGCAACAGCUGCCGCCGUGGCCGCUGCCGUGGAUAUCGAUCCAGCAGCCGUGGCGGUGGCUGUCGAAUUGGCCGUCAAGAAUGAGAUUGUGAAGCAUGUGGUGCAGCAGCAUCAGCAGAUGCAGGAACAAAUGCAGGAGCAGCAGCAGCAACAGCAGCAACAACCCCAACAGCAGCAGCAACAGCAACAACAGCAACAGCAGCAGCAGCAGGUGCAUAAAUUCAUUGAUGAGCUGACCAAAUCCACCUCGGUAGUCACCAGCAAUGGCACCACUGAACCGGCCCUGUUCACCACCUCGGCUGUGAUUGACCACGCCCUAACCGAUAUUCUGCAGGCCAAGGUGGGCAUUGCACCACCCAAUGUGGUGCUGGAGAGGAGCCUGUCCCUGAGCUCCACGAACUCCAGCAGUUCCCUGAGCGGCAGCGAGAGUUCCCCGAACAGUUCUCCCCUGACGCAGGACAUCAUACUCAACUCGGAGCCGGCGGCAGCUCUGGCCGGAGCAGCUGCCUUGGGCGGCCCUGCCCCCGUCGAUGUGACCGGCGGCCUGUCCACCGAUAUCAUCAUGAAUCCCGCCGUUUCCCCCUCUACGAUUUUGUGCUCUGCCAAUGGAGCUGCCACUGCUGUGGUGCCCAAUAUACUGGCACCCCACCAGGUGACCAUGGCUAACUCGAUACUGAACGACAUCGCCAUGCAGGCGGAACCCACCCAGCAGGACGCAGCGGUGGCCGCCUUGGCAUUAAGCAACAUCAUGAUGAGUCCACCGACGGCGGCAUCGGGUGUGGGGGUGGUGGACACACUGCCACCCACUCCAGCGGCCAUGCAGCCGGAGGUGGCGGCCACCGCCACGUCCACGGCGGUGAGCAACAUGAUCAUCAAGGCGGCGGCAGACUUCAUAACCACCCAGGAGCAGGAGCAGCACCACUAUCACCGCCAUGGUUGCGUCCACUCCCACUCGCCGCAGGCAGCCGUCGGCGUUAGCGGCAAUCCUGCCGAGACGGCAUCUGAUCCCUUGGUCAACCUGCUGCUUAACCACUCAAGCACACCGGAAACAGCGGCUGCAGCCGCUGCCGCAGUGGCUGUGGAAGCGGCCAACUUCCAGUCGAUGAACCACAGCCACCACUCGCACCAUGGCCAUCAUGGUCACAGCCAUAAUCACAGCCACGGACGCGUCACGGGUCACGUGGCUGGCCAUGUGAACAGUCACCAUCAUGGCCAUCACUUGCCGGUGGUGCCGCCGACACCACAAGAAUCUCUGAUCGUUGCGCUGGCCAGCGAGAAUGCGCUGCAAAAGUCGGUGGCCACCGCCGCGGUGACCACCAACGGAGCAGUGAUGACGCAGCAGGCAUCCGCCCCAAAUACUGCAGGCAGCAUCCUCCCGGCGGCGGUUGGAGCGGUGGCUGCGGCGGCGGCCGUGGCGGUACAGCCGCCCAUUCCCCAGGAGCUGACCUCGAUGUCGGAUCAGGAUUUGAUCAGCUACAUCAAUCCGAGCACCUUCGAUCAGCUUUAAACGGCUUUAAAUCAACAAAUUAAACUACGUGGACUUGUUUUUUUUUAAUAACAAUAAAUGUCACUCCUACACAGGCUUAGUCUUAAGUAUAUGUAGUAUAUAGACAACACACACAAAAACACAAACAAUAAGACGGAUAAAAGGUUUCAAUGUGGACCAACUUUUUGACCAAGCGUAUGGAUUAAAAUCAGGAGAAGAGAAUGAAACCUAUAAACACACACACACAUUAGUAGCUGUAGCUUUAUUUACGUUUAGGAAUAAACCAUACUUUAUAUGAAUACCUACAUUUAUUUUUUUGUUUUUUUUUUUUUUGCUUAUUAAAUAUUGAUUUUUAAAUGAAAUAAUCAACUUAUCUCAAAAGGUUAAGUUAAAAGAAUGAUAAUGACUGCCAUAUACCUACAAAAUAUAAAUGAACUCCCGAUAAUGAAGAAUGAAAAUGAAGAAUUCAAAUAUCAACCUUAAAAAUACAAAAUUGAAGAAAGAACUAACUUUCAAAAAAAAUGUUGAUUACACUUUUUUAGCUGGAAACCAUAAUUUUCAAAAUGAAGUCUGAAUUGUAAACUUCUUUUAUAUUUGUUUGGGAAUUUAAGAUAUGUUUUCUUAUUAAAGCCUAACUAUACUGUCUGGCGUUAAAAAUUAAGCUUAAUUAAUUUUGGGACAACAAAAAAACACAAAAAGAAAUUAUGAUUAUACAGUUAGUAAUUUAUGAAAAAAGUACAUAGUAUGUGUAGCUACGAAUAUAAUGAAUAUGCGAGAAAUUCCAAAAGACUUUUUUGAUUUAAAGAAAAUGCAAUUAUUAUUUUGUUUAUGGUUUAAUAAUUUUUAUUUUAAAUUAUAUUGAAGAAACACACACAAAUAAAGAUGAAACUAACGUUAUUACUAUUAUUAUAAUUAAAUAGCUAUUAUUAUGCAUACCCUUAAUGUUGAUAGUUAUUAUGUGUAGCAUAGUAAGCCAGAUAUCAGAGUUAUCCUAGCCCCAUUUAUACAAAAAUAAGAAACAACAAAACUGAAAACGUAAGGAAGAACAAACAAACAACCAAACCACAUCGAGAAAUAACGAUUUAGAAUAUUAUUAUACCGAUUAACGAUUGAAUGAACUUGAACACUUGUUACGCCAGCCCCAAAUAAAGAUCAAGAUCGUGAGAACUCUGCAUUUGUAUGCCCUAUGCCCAACUAUUUAUAAACAUUUACAAAUAUUCCAACCACGAAUUUCGCCCACUCCCAAGAAUCAAACUAACUGAGAACCUAUAACUAUAAAUGUCUUUUUUUUUUAAAUUAGCUUGGUACAUUUUUAAACAAUUUGAUUGACAUACGUAAUCUAGAUGUUCAUGGAGUCGAUAAAUGUGUUAAACAAUCUCAGAGAUUGCAUAUUCCUCAUUAAAUUAAAUGUUAUAGUCGAGUCAAUGAACGACAGAGAUAGCGAUAGUAAGUGCAAGAGAGAUAGAGAGAGACGGAAAGAAAAAGAAAGAGAGGGAGAGAAGAGCCCGCGCUUAAGAAUUGUUAGUGUUAAAUGUUAUACACCUAAAUAUACAUUAUUUAUGCUAUAUAUACACACAUAUAUCUAACUUUACAAUGAAUAAAAUGAAUGUAUUUUUGAUGUUCUUAUUGCCCAAAGUGCAGAACCGAGAAACAACUGAAAA
Molecule: messenger RNA, 7104 nt
Organism: Drosophila rhopaloa
Lineage: Eukaryota; Metazoa; Arthropoda; Insecta; Diptera; Drosophilidae
Gene: NFAT
Product: nuclear factor of activated T-cells, cytoplasmic 1
Exons: 10
Coding region: 1118-5464 (1448 amino acids)
Biological process (GO): regulation of transcription by RNA polymerase II
Cellular component (GO): transcription regulator complex
Molecular function (GO): DNA-binding transcription factor activity, RNA polymerase II-specific; transcription factor binding; RNA polymerase II cis-regulatory region sequence-specific DNA binding
Source: RefSeq, a predicted model, not a curated record